Sugiyamaella lignohabitans is the source of this 1185-nucleotide messenger RNA. It is a transcript of the gene NOP13, whose product is annotated as Nop13p. The transcript has a single exon. NCBI's taxonomy places the organism in Eukaryota, Fungi, Ascomycota, Dipodascomycetes, Dipodascales, Trichomonascaceae. The record is from RefSeq and is a predicted model, not a curated record. Gene Ontology annotation, molecular function: RNA binding. Bases 1 to 1185 code for a protein of 394 amino acids.
AUGGGUAGUAGCGAGUUAAAAGAAGCCAAGAAGCGAAAGGCCGAGGUUACUGAAUCUGAGAAUGGUGAUAUUGUUGAAAAGGUAGAAAAGAAAGCAAAGAAGGAGAAGAAGGAAAAGUCUGAGAAGAAGGAGAAGAAAGAGAAGAAGGAAAAGAAGGAGAAAAAGAGCAAAAAGAGCUCAGAAGAUAAAGAAGAUGACGGAUCCGGCUCGGAAUCAGAGCUGGAGAUCGAUCUCGAUGCUCCUGAACCUUUGUCGAAGAAGCAGCUUCGUCUGUUGAAGAAGGGUAAAAUUGAUGAGAAUAAGAAGAGCACAUCUAAACCCAGUGAAUCUGAGGAAGAACAGCCAUCUAAGAGAUCCGAAUUCGGUGUUUGGGUCGGAAACUUGUCAUAUGAUACUACCAAGGAAGAUCUACGGAGAUUCCUGGUCGCUAAGACUGCUUCUAACGAGGAAGCUAGUCAGAUCACUGAAAAGUCUAUCACUCGUGUGCACAUGCCAAAAUCCAAAGGUUUUGCUUAUGUCGAUUUUGAAACUGAGGCUCAACUCCAAGCCUGUAUUGCUUUAUCUGAGUCACAUCUGAAUGGUCGUAAUCUCCUUAUCAAGAACUCUAAGUCCUUUGAAGGACGUCCUGAAAAGAAAGAAAACCCACCCACCAGAAUCUUGUUCGUGGGAAAUCUGUCUUUCGACACUAAAGAAGACGAUUUACAGAUGCAGUUCCAACACUGUGGAGAUAUUAUUAGAAUCCGUAUGGCUACUUUUGAAGACAGUGGAAACUGUAAGGGUUUUGCAUUUAUUGAUUUCAAAGAAGUUGAGGGUGCUACCAAGGCAUUGGAAGACAAGCGCUGUAAGAAGCUCCAUGGUCGUCUGCUGAAGCUCGAGUACGGUGAAGACAGAAGCAAGAGAACCAAACAAGACAAGCAGAACAGUAGCAUUGGAGGUGGACGCAAACAGAAUAACGAAGAACAAUACGGAGAAGUGUCGGAAGCCCCAGCCCAGGAAAAGCCAGAGCCCACUUCCGAUUUCGAAUCAGCACCCAAAGCUGCAAAGAAGAAAGAAUGGAAUAAGGAUAAAGCGCCACGAAAAGACCACAGAAACGCCCGAUCCGCACCGGGUCUUGCCCUUGCCAAUGCCCAGCGAGCCAAAGUGUCCAUCGUCGCUUCCAGUGGUAAGAAAACCACCUUUGAUUAA